Messenger RNA from Megachile rotundata (alfalfa leafcutting bee), 1183 nucleotides. It is a transcript of the gene Tap42, whose product is annotated as immunoglobulin binding protein Tap42. Gene Ontology annotation, molecular function: protein phosphatase 2A binding. Gene Ontology annotation, biological process: regulation of signal transduction; regulation of dephosphorylation. NCBI's taxonomy places the organism in Eukaryota, Metazoa, Arthropoda, Insecta, Hymenoptera, Megachilidae. Gene Ontology annotation, cellular component: cytosol. The record is from RefSeq and is a predicted model, not a curated record.
GUAAUGCACCUAACCUUUACCGUAAACUGUUCUGUUUUCGGUAACGCGCCAUUAAUGUCAAAUCGUUAAGAGAGCUGUCAAAACGACGAUCAUGAGUUCGGAAGAUUUAUCCACCGUAGGAAACGAUGCGAAAGAUAACGCGACGCUAUCGGAAUUAUUUGACAAAGCGUUCCAAAUGUUCAAUGAUAUAAAUAAAACAACCGAACCUACGGACAGUGUAAAAGUUCAGUCUGACAUUAGACGAACCAUGAAUAUGUUGGAAGAUGCGACAAAACUAGUUUCCAUAAUCGAUAUGUUUAGCGAAAAUGAAAGUUUUGAAGAGGUGCCUACAGAAAACAUCAAGUAUUUCUUAUUACCAGCUUUCCUUGGUACGCUCGCUACAAAAAUUUGUAACAGGGAUAACCGGAUGCACAUCGUUCACGUUGCCGAAAUUUAUUUCAUUGACUUUUUAAAACGCGUCAAAGCCUACGGAUUAACCAACAUUGAAAUACCGGAAAUGAAAUCUGAACAGGAAAAAGAAAACGCUUCCGAAAGAACUCCAUCAAACACGGAAGUAAUCGCAAAAAUGGUAAGCGUAAACCGAAGAAACACGAAACUACAGAGAUACGCGGAACAGAAAGAGUUGGAAUCGCGUUUGGCAAAUUUGGAAAAAAACUUGUCGAAUCCGAAUAUAGACGACGAAGUUAAGAGGGAAUACUUUGUAACGCUUAUAAAGUUAUAUGUAAAUUUGGCUGUGGAAGAACUGAACUCGUUAGCGGUGGAGAAACCGAUUUUGGAGCAUAUGAAAAAGAUGGCAAAAUCUGAAACUAUGUUUACGCAAGCUUCGCAAAAGCUUAAACCGCCUCAACCAAAAUUGCAGCCAAUUAUUAUUACACGAGACGAAGUGCAAAAGAAAAUUUAUGGAGCUGGUUAUCCCAGUUUACCCAUUCUCACUGUACAGGAAUUUUAUGAACAACGAGUAAAGGAAGGAGAUUGGCCAGGUCCUUCGCAACAGAAUCAACAAAAUUCCAAAUGCUUACAAAAUAUGACCAAUGUUGGCGCAAAUGAUAACGAACAGGAAGAAGUUGAAAAAGAAGAAUUGAUAGAAGCGGAUGAUCCAGAAACAUUGAGGCAAUUACGUCGUAUGGACGAUUACAAGGACACUCAUAGAAGAGGAUGGGGUAAUCGUGCUAACAGAAGUUGA